Molecule: messenger RNA, 12454 nt
Organism: Drosophila ananassae
Lineage: Eukaryota; Metazoa; Arthropoda; Insecta; Diptera; Drosophilidae
Product: dynein beta chain, ciliary
Exons: 15
Coding region: 68-12454 (4128 amino acids)
Biological process (GO): microtubule-based movement
Cellular component (GO): dynein complex
Molecular function (GO): ATP binding; dynein light intermediate chain binding; minus-end-directed microtubule motor activity
Source: RefSeq, a predicted model, not a curated record
UACCACAUUUAAUUCCCAAGACUGGACAUGGCACGCAGAAGAAAUAUUUGGCCGUUUAGAUAAAUUUAUGGUUCGGAUGGAUGAACUAAAAGAAUUGUUUAACACUGGCCGCGAUUUCCAAAAGUUAGAAAAAAUCGUAAUGGGUGGACUUAAAGGUCGCCAAAUAACUGCAGCCCUAGAAAAAAUUCUUGAGGAAUACAAUAGCAUUUAUCGUGAUUGGACAAAUAUUCAGUAUAAUCCAUUAGAUCCAGAUGCAGAACACUCUCAUUUUGAGCAAGAUCGCCUAAGCUUUAAAGCUAAAACAGAUAUUAUGGAGCGCAUGGUAUCUUUUCAAUUUGAAAAGGCUCUUGAAGAUACUCAUGAUCUUUUGCUGGCUGGUUCGCUCCUUCUUCGACCUAUCAUAAGGGAGCACAUAGAGCCUUUCAUGCAUGUAAUAGUUGACGACUUUGAAUUGGAGAUUAUACAUGUAAAGGAAGAUUUUAAUGAAUUUAAAAACAUUUUUAACACAUUAGGGUUAAAUGAACUUCCAACGGAUGAUUGUUUUCCAAAAGUUUCAGGAGCAGUAUCUUUUCUUAAGAAACUAAGACAUCGCAUAACCGCACUUCAUAAGGAGCAUGAGCUAUACGAAUAUCCGCUGUUUGAUAAUGAACGAGGUGCUAAUGUGUUGGAGAUAUACAGCUUAAUGUUACAAGAAAUAGAUGAUUUUACAAAAAUUAUAUUAGAUAAGUGGAUGAUUGAAUGCUGGCAAGGCAUACAACAGGAUAUAGUAUUAACUCUGCUGGAGAAAAAUGAAAUAAACGAACUGAGAGUUAACUUUUCUGAUCGUCUCAAAAUAGCCUUAAAAGAUAUUAAAGUCAUUCGCCUUUUAGGAUGUGAAAUUUCUUCAAAUUUGAAGAAGUUUUUUAGUAGGGAAGAAGAGCUAUGGCAAGCAAGAAUUAAACUUAUGCGUAUUGCUGAGUGGUAUAACGAUACCAAUGCUCGUGCACAUCCCAGUGAAAAAGGAUUGAUUGCUGCUGAGAUGGCAAUGAUUGAAGAGCAAAUGCAUCCACUGAUAGAAUCUAUUAAAUGGAGUGUGUUUAGUCAAAGAUUUAUAGUAAUGAUUUUUAAAAUGGUAAAAUACUUACACGAUCGUCUUGUAGCUGCGCAGGAAAAUUUGGAUGCCAUUAAAGAAAGCAUCCGCUCGUGGGGCAAAAUACCACUUUUUCAGAGAAAAGAUUUAAAUUCACAACUCUUACUUCAUACAGACCCACGUGAGCCUAUUUUGAGCGACCGCGCAUUACGUGCAGCUGACACACAGCGUCUUAUUGAUCUUCUAAUGUACGUUAAUUUGAAACUUUUUUUUGAUAUACCCCGGAGAUACAGCUUACCUCCAGGAGAGCACGGUGAAGAAGAUGAGGAGGGUGAUGGUAUUUGGCCGCCCAUUAUAAGCCUAUCUGUCAUGACGAGCGUUAAAUUUAAAAAGAAACGAGAAGGAGAUGAAGAAGAUGAUCUGGAAGAAUUUGAAGAAGAGCAAUCGGAGAGUGAAGAAGAAAUCAUAACGCCAUUUCACCGUUUUGAGCUUCUAAAAGGUGUUAGUGAAGAAGAGCGUAACCUUUUUCGAGAAUACGAGAAAUAUGUAGAUGAAAACAUUGCGGAAAAUCUAUUGGAUGCAGUUAUUACUAGCAGUACUUACCUAAGAAUGGAAGUCGACAAUCGUUAUGAAAACAACACACCCAUCUUUGAGAUAUUUAUGGAGCUUCAGGAACCAAAUGUAGUGUAUUUUUUGAAUUUAGAUACGUCCUCAAAGUCAGGAUUUGCGUUUUUUAUAGAAACUCUUUUGGAUGAUAUGAAUGAUAUGAUGAGCUUAUUAAAUCGUGUUGCGCAAGAUCCUACUGAAGUUACAGGGCAAGCUCCGAUUAACUUCAUGGAUGAGUUACAGGAUAAAACAGAAUUAGAAAAACAACGCCUUGAAAUAAUGAAUAAAAUAAAGCUUGCACUGCAAGCUAUUCGUGUUCAUGGAAAAGGUUAUAUGGAGUAUUCGAGCCUAUGGAUAUGGGACAAAAAUGUUUACUUGUCCGAAGUUAAGAAAUUCGGGCGCAAUUUGACGCUUGACGAAAGAGAUGCAGAGGCGGACCAAGAGGGUAGUUCAGGUGUCAAGCCCCUUGGAUUGGAGUACCCACCACUCUCAGUAUACAAGGAACAAUUAGAUAAAUUCAUUGAGCUUCAAGAUCAAAUCAGAACUUGGGAUACCCACGAAGAUUUCUUUGUAUUUUUACGCUUAAAUAUGACAGGUUUUAAAGCGUCAGUACUUAACCAAGUCGGUCAAUGGAUAAGCUUGUUUAAAAUGGAUCUAAUAAACCGUGUCAAAAACUCGCUAAAGGAACUUCAAGAUUUUGUCAAUGAAGCCAAUAUAGUACUUAAAAUAGAACUUCAAAAAGAUGAUUUUGAAGGACUUGUUAAAAUUUUAUCCGUUCUCAAUCAAAUUAAUGAAAAGCAAUACAUUUAUGAUUCUAUGUUUGAGCCACUAAAGGAAAUCAUUGACUUGCUAAGAUUAUAUAAUUAUGAAUUCAAAGACACAGAAUUAGCUCAAAUAAAUGAGCUACCAGAUGCUUGGAUGAAAGUUAAGCGUCUUGCAGCUACAACGAAGCAACUUAUAGCUCCUAUACAAAGUUAUCAAGUUGAUUUAAUUGAAAAACGAAUUUUACUUUGUGACAAUAUGGCCAAUACUUACCGUAAAAAGUUUAUAGCGAAAAAAUUUUUUUUCGUUCCAUGUCCAAAUUGUUACGAGCUUAUUGAUGAAUCUGAUAUAGAAAUCGUAGCUUUGGAAGAGAGACAAAAGAGCCUAGCUGAAUCAGCAAUCCUUUUUGAAUUACAAGGUCCAGAUCCCACAAAGAUUGACCUUUGUCGAUUUGACCUUAAAUUAGUAAAAAUAAUGUGGGAUUUUGGCAUCACAAUUCAAUCAACCAUUAAUGACUGGAAAAAGACUCCGUGGAAAAAAAUUGAUAUUGAAAGCAUGGAUCAAGAAUGCAAAAAAUUCGGUCGAGAAUUGCGGGGACUUGACAAAGCCAUGCGCACUUGGGAACCGUUUAUAUUUAUAGAGGCAUCUCUAAAAAAUCUAAUGACAUCAUUGCGGGCUGUAACGGAAUUACAAAAUCCUGCCAUACGUGAUCGACAUUGGGUCGAACUCAUGCAAACUACACAAGUUAAGUUUAGCAUGGAUGAUUCCACCACCUUAAAAGACUUGAUUGACUUAAAUCUUCACGAAUAUGAAGAAGAGGUAAAGAAUAUAGUAGAUAAAUCAGUGAAAGAAAUGGCAAUGGAAAAACAGUUACGGGAUAUUGCAGCUGCUUGGGCUACUAUGGAAUUUGGCACGGAAAUUCAUGAGCGCACCAGUAUCAAGCUGUUAAAGGCAUCAGAGGAGAUGAUCGAAACCCUUGAAGACCAUCAGGGUCAAUUACAAAAUAUGGCAUCGUCUAAAUAUAUAGCAUUUUUUGAGCAUGAAGUACGACUAUGGCAAAAUAGGCUCUCAAAUGCGGAUCAGAUAAUUGGGUCUUGGUUUGAAGUGCAACGAAAAUGGCAAUAUUUAGAAAGUAUUUUUAUUGGCUCAGAGGAUAUAAGAUCGCAGCUUCCUGAAGACUCAAAGCGGUUUGAUUAUAUCGACAAAGAGUUUAAAGCUCUUUUAGCUCAAAUGAAUGCAGAUCGUAAUGUAGUGCGAUCAACAAACCGUUCUGGCAGCAAACUUUAUGAGCACCUUGAAAUGCUUUUGAAAAUGCUUUUGCUCUGUGAAAAGGCUCUAAAUGAUUAUCUUGAAACUAAAAGAUUGGCUUAUCCUCGAUUCUAUUUUGUAUCAUCAGCAGAUCUUCUUGAUAUUCUUUCCAAUGGUAAUAAUCCUUCACUUGUCGCUCGUCAUCUUACAAAACUUUAUGAUUCUAUGGGGAAAUUAAAUCUUAUAUCAGGUACGAAGAAUGCUGCGGGUAUGGUAGCAAAAGAGCUGGAAGAAUACGUUCCUUUCCUAGAAAUAUGCGAUUGUAGCGGCAAAGUGGAGGUGUGGUUAAACCGUAUUACAGACAAAAUGCGCGAUACGCUUAGGGACCAAUUAAAGAGAUCUCUAACUUUUUAUGACCACAAGCCUCGACAUGUUUGGAUUUUUGAGUGGCCGGCUCAGCCAGCUCUGGUUGGUACCCAAAUAAUGUGGACAACAGAGACAAAUGACGCUUUCGCCAAGGUUCAACAGCGUUAUGAGAAUGCUCUUAAGGACUACAAUAAAAAACAAGUGACUCAAUUAAACAAUUUAAUUAUUCUUCUACUUGGUGACCUUACUGCAGCUGAAAGGCAAAAGAUAAUGACUGUUUGUACAAUCGAUGUUCAUAGCCGAGAUGUUGUAGCCACAAUUAUUGCUAAAAAAGUUGAAGUGCAAACCGCCUUCCAAUGGCAAAGCCAAUUGCGACACCGUUGGGACCCAAAAAUUGAAGAUUGUUUUGCAAAUAUAUGCGACGCACAGUUUCGUUAUGAUUACGAAUAUUUGGGCAAUACUCCACGUCUCGUAAUAACUCCAUUAACGGAUCGCUGCUACAUUACACUAACGCAGUCCCUCCAUUUGGUAAUGGGGGGAGCGCCAGCUGGUCCCGCAGGUACAGGAAAAACGGAAACAACUAAGGACCUAGGGCGAGCAUUAGGAAUGAUGGUUUAUGUGUUUAAUUGUUCAGAACAAAUGGAUUAUAAGUCUAUAGGCAACAUACAUAAGGGUUUAGCGCAGACUGGAGCUUGGGGUUGUUUUGAUGAAUUUAAUCGAAUUUCAGUCGAGGUACUAUCAGUUGUGGCAGUACAGGUUAAAUGUAUACAAGAUGCCAUUAAAGGAAAAAAAGUGACAUUCAGCUUUCUUGGCGAGCAUAUUGCUUUGCGAAACACCGUGGGUGUUUUUAUAACAAUGAAUCCCGGCUAUGCAGGACGAGCAGAAUUACCGGAAAAUCUAAAGGCGCUAUAUCGGCCUUGUGCUAUGGUUGUACCAGAUUUUGCCCUAAUAAGUGAAAUUAUGUUAGUCGCAGAAGGAUUUCAAGAAGCCCGAUUGCUAGCUCGUAAAUUUAUUACACUUUACACCUUAUGCAAAGAACUUCUUUCUAAACAGGAUCACUAUGAUUGGGGUCUCCGUGCCAUUAAGUCAGUGUUAGUUGUAGCUGGUGCUCUUCGGCGGGAUGACAGACAGAGGCCUGAAGAUCAAGUAUUAAUGCGAGCUUUGCGAGACUUUAAUAUUCCUAAGAUUGUUACUGAUGAUGUACCUGUAUUCAUGGGUUUGAUUGGAGAUUUAUUCCCAGCGCUUGAUGUUCCUCGCAAGAGGAACCCAGAGUUCGAGGCGGUAAUUAAAAGAUCUGCAAUAGAUUUAAAACUUCAACCUGAGGAUGGUUUUAUACUCAAAAUAGUACAGUUGGAAGAGCUCUUUGCUGUGCGCCAUUCAGUAUUCAUAAUUGGAUUUGCUGGUACUGGAAAAUCAGAAGUUUGGAGAACUUUGAACAAAACGUAUCACAAUCAGAAGAGAAAACCUCAUUAUAAUGAUCUGAAUCCGAAAGCUGUUACCAAUGAUGAAUUAUUUGGAAUCGUAAACCCAGCCACUCGAGAGUGGAAAGAUGGACUUUUUUCCAUUUUAAUGCGGGACCAAGCCAACCUAGGUGGUACUGGACCUAAAUGGAUUGUACUUGAUGGAGAUAUUGACCCCAUGUGGAUUGAAAGUCUUAACACAGUGAUGGAUGAUAAUAAAGUUUUAACCCUAGCUAGCAAUGAAAGAAUUGCUCUUACAAAGGAAAUGCGAUUGCUUUUUGAAAUCGCUUCUUUGCGGACGGCUACACCGGCAACGGUUUCUAGAGCGGGGAUUCUUUAUAUUAACCCCCAGGACUUGGGGUGGACCCCAUUUAUACAGUCAUGGUUGGGAACUCGUUCAAAUUCUAGUGAGGUGUCUUUGCUUAAUGUUUUAUUUGAUAAAUAUGUUCCACCCCUCUUAGAAAUAUUCAGAAAUCGGUUAAAGUCAAUAACUCCUAUAUCAGACAUUGCUCGCUUGCAAAUGACUUGUUUCCUAUUGGAUAGUAUGUUAACACCGCAAAAUGUUCCAAACGACUGUCCAAAAGACUGGUAUGAGAUCUAUUUUGUUUUUUGUAUUGUAUGGGGAUUUGGAUCCUCGCUUUUCCAAGAUCAGAUUAUUGAUUGGCGAAACGAGUUUAGUAAAUGGUUUCUUAAUGAAUACAAAACUGUUAAGUUUCCAGCUACUGGAACAAUAUUUUCUUUUUACAUUGACAACGAAACAAAAAAAUUUUUACCCUGGACCAAUUUGGUUCCCGAUUUUGAAUUAGACAUGGACUUGCCCCUGCAGUCGAAUUUGGUAAAUACAGCAGAGACGACUCGCUUGCGCUUUUUCAUGGAUACGCUAAUUGAAGCAGAUCAUCCACUUAUGUUAAUCGGACCUUCUGGAUCUGGAAAAACCAUUCUUAUGAACGCAAAACUGAAUGCCCUUCCCACCGAUAAAUAUGCAGUUACAAAUGUACCGUUUAAUUUUUAUACAACUUCUGAGAUGCUGCAGCGCAUUUUAGAGAAACCACUCGAAAAAAAGGCAGGUCGUAAUUACGGCCCAAUUGGAAACAAACGCAUGAUAUAUUUUGUUGAUGAUAUGAAUAUGCCAGAGGUUGAUAAAUAUUUUACAGUACAACCGCAUACAUUAAUUAGGCAGUUCAUGGACUACCACCAUUGGUAUGAUCGUCAGAAAAUGACACUAAGAGAUAUUCAUAAAUGCAACUUCGUGGCAUGCAUGAAUCCAUCCGCUGGUUCAUUCACAAUAGAUCCACGACUUCAGCGGCAUUUUUGUUCAUUUGCUGUUAAUCCCCCUAGCCAGGAUGCGUUGUUCCAUAUCCUUAACUCUAUACUUUCCCAGCACUUGCAAAACCCUUCUCAGAAGUUCGAUAAAAAUGUUAUAAAGCUAUGCGAAAGUAUGGUUACUACGGCUAUUGCAUUACAUAUGAAAGUUGCAGCUUCAUUUCUACCUACUGCAAUAAAGUUUCAUUAUAAUUUUAAUCUUCGAGACAUAGCUAACAUAUUUACGGGUGUUUUAUAUGCAAACAACGAAACCUGCCCCAAUGCUAAUCAAAUGAUACGACUGUGGAUUCACGAAUGCUUUCGGGUAUAUGGUGAUAAGCUUGUGGACUAUACCGACAUAAACAGCUUUAAGAAAAUAGUUACGGAUGUGGUACGAAAGGGAAUUGAAGGUUUGAGUGAAGAUAUAAUUUAUGCUCAACCUAACAUUUACUGCCAUUUCGCAAAGGGACUAACGGACAUAAAAUACAUGCCAGUCUCUGGAUGGGAUAGAUUAAAAUCUCUUUUAGAUGAGGCUCAAGAUCGCUAUAAUGAUUAUGUGGGCGCCAUUAAUCUAGUAUUAUUUGAUGACGCUAUGUCACAUGUAUGCCGAAUCAGUCGCAUUCUUGAGUCCUCUAGGGGAUAUGCGUUGCUUAUUGGCGUAGGAGGCUCUGGGAAACAGUCAUUGACUCGAUUAGCAUCUUUUAUCUCAUCACUGGAUGUAUUUCAGAUUCAACUUACCAAGGAUUACAGUGUGAAUGACCUAAAGACCAAUAUUGCAACGUUAUAUAUGAAGGCUGGAGUUAAAACAAGUGCAUGUUGCUUUCUUAUGACCGAUUCAGAAGUAGCUCGAGAACAGUUUCUUGUAUUGGUAAAUGACCUCCUGGCCUCAGGUGAUAUUCACGAGCUCUUUCCCGAUGAUGAAGUAGAAAAUAUUGUUAAUGCAGUGCGAAAUGAGGUCAAGCAGCUUGGAAUUAUGGAUAAUCGUGAAAAUUGUUGGAAAUAUUUUAUUGAGAAGGUGCGAAGCCUUCUAAAGGUGGUUUUGUGUUUUUCUCCAGUUGGAGCGACUCUUCGUAUACGUUCCCGUAAAUUUCCGGCUCUGGUAAAUUGCACCACCAUUGAUUGGUUUCACGAGUGGCCCCAGCAGGCACUUGAGUCAGUAUCUCUAAGGUUUCUAUCCGAAAUAACUGUUUUGCCCAAGGAAUUAGCAUUUCCAGUAUCCAAUUUUAUGGCAUUCGUCCACAAAACUGUAAACGAUAUAUCGAAGCUCUACUUAGCUAAUGCCAAGCGUUACAACUACACAACUCCAAAGUCGUUUCUCGAGUUGAUUGCGCUAUAUUCAAAAUUGUUGCACGAAAAAGUGAAGGCUAAUUUAGAUCGCCGUUUGCGCUUAGAAAACGGACUUAUAAAGUUGGCAAGUUGUACAAAAGAGGUAGAUGCUUUGCAAGACGUACUUAAAGUUCAGGAAGUUGAGCUAAAAGUUAAAAACCAGGAAGCAGAUAAUUUAAUUGUAGUUGUUGGUACAGAAAAUGAGAAAGUUUCUAAAGAAAGAGCAUUUGCUUCAAAGGAGGAAAAAAAUGUCCGUCAAAUUGAGGAAGAUGUAACUGCAAAAGCCAAACUUUGUGAAGAAGAUUUUCUUAAAGCCCAACCUGCCUUAAUAGCUGCGCAAGAGGCGCUCAAUACUUUAAAUAAAAAUAACUUAACUGAACUAAAAUCAUUCGGCUCGCCCCCGGAUGCAGUAGUUAGUGUAUGUGGUGCUGUUUUGGUUCUCUUUGCUAGUAAGGGAAAAAUUCCAAAGGAUCGAAGUUGGAAAGCUUGUAGGGUCCUUAUGGGUAACGUAGAUAAAUUUCUUGAUAAUCUCAUAAAUUAUGAUAAGAAGCAUAUUCAUCCAGAUAUAAUUAAAGCACUUCAACCAUAUAUAUUGGAUCCUGAGUUUAGUCCCGAAAAAAUUUUAGCUAAAUCCUCGGCUGCAGCAGGGUUAUGCUCUUGGGUCAUUAACAUCAAUAGGUUUUAUGAUGUUUAUCUUAUAGUUGAACCGAAAGAACGCGCACUUAUGGAGUCAGAAAAGGAACUUAAAGAUGCCCGUGACAAACUGACAGCUCUCAAUCAACGACUUACGGAGUUAGAGGAGCAAUUAAAUGCUUUGCAGAUGGAAUAUGAUGAAGCUCUCGCAAAGAAACAGAAAUGCCAGGACGAAGCUGAUAAAACAGCAUUCACUAUCGACAUAGCCAACCGACUAAUCGGUGGACUGGCAAAUGAAAAAAUUCGUUGGAUGGAAUCGGUAAAAAGCUUAACAUCGGGCAUACAACAACUUCCAGGAGAUAUUCUUAUGAUUUCGUGCUUUAUUUCUUAUGUUGGAUGUUUCACGCGUGCAUAUCGCCAGGAACUUCAAGAUAAAAUGUGGAUGCCUGCAUUUAAAAAUAGCCAGCCUCCUAUUCCUUCGACUGAUGGAGUCGAUCCCUUUGACAUGAUUUGUGACGAUGCUCAGAUAGCCGAAUGGAAUAAUCAAGGGCUACCAAGUGAUCGAAUGUCAGCUGAGAAUGCUGCUAUAUUGGUGCAGUCAGAACGGUACCCUCUCAUGAUCGAUCCACAACUCCAAGGUAUAAAAUGGGUGAAGACAAAGUAUGGAUCUGGUCUUGUUGUUUUACGUCUUUCCCAACGUAAUUACCUUGAUCAAGUAGAACGUGCUGUCAGCAACGGCAAUGUUUUGCUUAUCGAGAAUAUUGGAGAAAACGUUGAUCCGGUGCUUAAUCCCCUACUCGGCCGACAGUUAAUUAAAAAGGGCACCAUUUUGAAAAUAGGAGACCGCGAGAUUGAUUUCAAUGCAAAGUUUAGACUAAUACUGCAUACUAAGCUGGCAAAUCCACAUUACAAACCUGAAAUGCAAGCUCAGACCACAUUAAUAAAUUUUACAGUAACUCGGGAUGGACUUGAAGACCAACUUUUAGCUGAGGUUGUGAAAGUAGAACGGCCCGACCUGGAGGCCAUGCGGACGCGACUUACUCAGCAACAGAAUCAUUUUAAAAUUACUUUGAAGUUUUUGGAAGAUGAUCUCCUAGCUCGUUUGUCAUCUGCGGGAGACAAUGUUUUAGAAGAUGUAACUCUUGUAAUGAACUUAGAAAAGACAAAAAAAACCGCAGACGAAAUUGAAGUAAAGGUUGCUGAGGCAAAAAUAACAGGUGUUCAAAUAGACUCAGCCCGAGAAGCCUAUCGACCUGCAGCAGAACGUGCUUCUAUUAUAUAUUUUAUUCUUAAUGACUUAUUUAAAAUAAAUCCCAUUUAUCAAUUUUCUCUAAAAGCUUUUACAGUAGUAUUCAACAAUGCCAUGCUAAAAGCUACUCCAGCUGAAAAACUAAAAGACCGGGUGGAAAACUUAAUUGAUUCUAUAACGUUUUGCAGCUUUGUGUAUACGUCACGCGGCUUAUUUGAGCAAGACAAGCUUAUAUUUCUGACCCAAAUGUGCAUUCAGAUUCUUGUUAAUGCAGGAGAGGUGGAGCCCAGCGAAUUAGAUUUUUUGUUGCGUUUUCCCUAUAUGCCCAAUCAAACGUCCAAUUUUUCCUGGCUUACUCAUGUCGGAUGGGGUGGCAUAAGAGCUCUUAAUAACCAGGUGGCAUUUAAAGGUCUGGAAAAGGAUAUAGAAGGAUCCCAUAAACGCUGGAAAAAGUUUGUAGAUUCCGAAAGCCCGGAAAAUGAGAAAUUUCCUGGAGAGUGGAAGGGAAAAUCGCCAAUACAGAGACUCUGCAUAAUGCGGUGCAUUCGACCAGAUCGAAUGUCUUAUGCUAUGAGGUCGUUUAUAGAGGAAAAACUUGGUUCAAAAUAUAUUGAUGCCCGUUCAAUGGAAUUCGCUAGAACUUUUGAGGAAUCAAGUCCCGAAACACAUUUAUUUUUUGUAUUAUCUCCUGGAGUUGACCCACUUAAAGAUGUGGAAAAGCUGGGUAAAGUAUUGGGAUUCAGUUUCGAUCAUGAAAAUUUUCAUAGUGUAUCACUUGGUCAAGGUCAAGAAAUUGUGGCAGAAAGUGCUAUUGAAGUUGCAUCUCAGCAAGGUCAUUGGGUCAUCCUUCAAAAUAUUCAUUUGGUCGCUCGCUGGCUACCAAGCUUAGAAAAAAAGAUGGAGUCAUCUUUAAGUAACGCAAAUUCAAACUAUAGGCUUUUCCUUAGCGCAGAACCUGCUGGAGAUCCAUCAGCUCAUAUCUUACCACAGGGCAUUUUAGAGUCGGCAAUAAAAAUCACCAAUGAACCACCCACUGGAAUGAUGGCAAACAUACAUAAAGCCCUAGAUAACUUUAGCGACGAAACGCUCGAAAUGUGCUCAAAAGAAACUGAAUUCAAAGCUAUACUAUUUUCCUUGUGUUAUUUUCAUGCUGUUGUUGCUGAGCGCCGUAAAUUUGGUCCUCAAGGUUGGAACCGAGGCUACCCAUUCAAUGUGGGGGAUCUUACAAUAUCUGUUUAUGUAUUGUACAACUAUUUAGAAGCCAAUACGCGUGUUCCAUGGGAAGACUUACGGUACCUUUUUGGAGAGAUAAUGUACGGGGGUCAUAUUACAGAUGAUUGGGAUCGGCGCUUAUGUCGUACCUAUUUAGAAGAGUUUAUGCAACCAGAAUUGAUUGAUGGUGAACUAGAGUACUGCCAAGGUUUCCCAGCUCCAGGAAUUCUUAAAUACGCUGGGUAUCAUCAAUAUAUUGACGAUAACCUGCCGUCUGAGAGCCCAGCACUUUAUGGUCUGCACUCUAAUGCAGAAAUAGGGUUUCUGACGACUGUUUCGGAGCGGCUUUUUCGAAUUGUUUUUGAACUUCAGCCACGAAUGGCUGGUGGAUCAAGUGGCGGAGGUGAAUCUGUUUCCCAAGAGGAUAUUAUAAAGGGUAUUAUAGAAGAUCUUCUUGAUAAAAUUCCAACGCCCUUCAAUAUUCUGGAACUUAUGGGUCGUGUCGAAGACCGUAAUCCAUACAUAAUCGUAGCUUUUCAGGAAUGCGAACGAAUGAAUAUGCUUAUGGCCGAGUUGCGGCGAUCUUUAAAUGAAUUGGAUCUUGGCCUCAAGGGCGAAUUGACAAUCUCGUCCAUUAUGGAGGAUCUAAUGCUUUGCUUGUAUAUGGAUCAAGUUCCCGAACAGUGGACCAAAUUAGCGUAUCCCAGUAUGUUAGGCCUGCAAUCAUGGUUUUCCGAUUUGAUGCUCAGAUUGCGGGAACUAGAGGGCUGGGUAGCCGAUUUUCGCAUGCCUUCUUCUAUUUGGUUAGCAGGAUUUUUUAACCCACAAUCUUUACUCACAGCCAUUAUGCAGCAGACAGCCCGUAAAAAUGAGUGGCCUUUAGAUAGGAUGUGUUUAAACUGCGACGUAACGAAAAAGUGGAAGGAAGAAUUUACCUCUGCACCCCGUGAAGGAGCCUAUAUUAACGGCCUUUUUAUGGAAGGAGCACGAUGGGAUAUAAAAAUGGGAACUAUUGCAGAUGCUUUUAAUAAGGAACUGUUUCCCGCCAUGCCAGUGGUAUUUAUUAAGGCAGUCACUCAGGACAAACAAGACGUAAAAAAUAUUUAUGAAUGCCCAGUUUAUAAAAUACGACUUCGAGGACCUACUUUUGUUUGGAAAUUGGUUUUAAAGAGAAAGGAAAAAGCUAGUAAAUGGACGUUAGUCGGAGUGGCCGAUUAUUGA